Neocloeon triangulifer is the source of this 1818-nucleotide messenger RNA. Its product is annotated as retinol dehydrogenase 11-like. The record is from RefSeq and is a predicted model, not a curated record. The transcript is spliced from 6 exons. NCBI's taxonomy places the organism in Eukaryota, Metazoa, Arthropoda, Insecta, Ephemeroptera, Baetidae. The coding region runs from base 587 to 1471 and encodes 294 amino acids.
GCCUAGGCAGGCUGAAAAAAGGCCGAAGUAUACCUUAACAUUGAUUUCUUUAUUGUAAAAAAUAAAUUACCGUAAAUUACCGACAAAAUUAUUUUGUUAGACUUUUUUAAUUGCUAUAGAGCGUGUUUAUUUUAUUACUUUUACGUCGUUGUUUUUCAGCUUGUCAUAAUAAAAAGGCAGAAAUGUAAUAAUUUUACGCUUUUUACUGAAAUUUAGUCUUGUUUCGAUUAAAUGCGCAUUUUACGCUUAUUAAUUAAGCAAGGUAGUGGCGUGAAGUUCAACACCAGAACGUCCGGACACCCAACAUAAUAUAGUUUUUCGCCGCUGGAUGCAUUAGGCGCCAAGGCCGAAAAUGACGCCGACGUAACUUGGAUGUUCUCCGAUUGGAGACGCUGCAGAACGUCAAACAAAACGAAAGAAGUGUGAAGCCUGAGUCAGUUUGACAUUACAUAUUGGAUGGUAUUGAUGCUGCGUUGAAUGACUUCUAUUUGACAGGUGCCAAGAAAAUCGGAGGAAACUUAAUUGCUGCCUUAAUUGUUGAUCUUCAAAUUGAAUACAGACCAAGCCACUUGAGAAUUAAAGAGUGAUGGGAUUAUUUGGGAGCGGAAAAUGCACCUCAAAAGCCACUCUUGAAGGAAAAACUGUCCUCAUAACAGGAGCAAACACAGGCAUCGGAUAUGAGACGGCAAAAGACCUUCUAAAAAGAGGAGCUCGAAUAAUCAUGGCGUGCAGAAACGUUGACCGUGCCAAAAGUGCAGCUCGCGAACUGCAAAAGGAAGUGCUAGGCGGCGAAAUUCGCGUUGUUGAACUCAACUUGGCGUCACUUAAAUCAGUCAAAGAAUGCGCCAAUGACAUUCUAGCAUCCGAGCCGAAAAUUCACCUCCUCAUUAACAACGCUGGCGUCAUGGCUUGUCCCUACACUAAAACCGAGGACGGAUUGGAAAUGCAGUUCCAAACAAAUCAUUUGGGACACUUUUUGCUCACAAAUCUUUUGUUGCCCAAAAUCAAAGAAAGUGCCCCAGCCAGAAUAAUUAAUGUUUCUGCUCUUGCACAUCGCGCGGGAAGAGUCAACUUUGACGACCUCCAGUCAACGCGUUCGUACAACUCGGUGAUCGCAUACAGCACGAGCAAACUAUGCAACCUGCUGUUCACCCUGGAGUUGCAGGAGCGACUCAAGAACACCGGCGUCGUCACCUACGCCUUGCACCCUGGCGUGGUGGCCACCGAGCUAGGCAGGCACACGCCCUGCGGCUGCGGCUGGCUUUUCCAGAGACUCGGUUGUUUUAUCAAAACACCGGUCCAAGGGGCUCAAACGACUCUGCACUGCGCGCUGGACGAGCAACUCGCAGAGCAAAAUGAAUUUUACUUCAGUGACUGCAAACCAGCACACGUCUCUGCAAGAGCGAGUAACAAAGACGAUGCAAAAAAAUUAUGGGAAGUUAGCGAAGAACUUGUCAAAAGCUAUCUUUAAAACAACCGCGACUGGCAAUUAUAAAUUUAAUUUAAUAAUAGGUCAUACAAAUUAUGAGAUUAUCAUUAUUUUUUUUUUACAUAAAUGUACUACUUUUAUAAAAAUCUAUUUUGAAACAGAACUUUUUAUUUUAUUACUUUCUAUUUAAUUAUUUCAUAGAACUUAUACCUUCUCCAGCACAAGAUGCACCUAAUAGUUUGAGCUGUAUCAUAAUUUCAACUUCUGAAAAAGUUUGAUGCCAUAUUAAUAUUUUUACACGAUUUAAAAUCCCAUUAUUCAGCCACACAUAUUGCAGAGUAAAAUCAUCUUUUGCUAUGAAAAAGACUCAAUGAAUUCAUUUACAUAUU